Nannospalax galili (Upper Galilee mountains blind mole rat) is the source of this 398-nucleotide messenger RNA. It is a transcript of the gene Uts2b, whose product is annotated as urotensin 2B. Gene Ontology annotation, cellular component: extracellular region. The coding region runs from base 1 to 357 and encodes 118 amino acids. Gene Ontology annotation, biological process: blood vessel diameter maintenance; regulation of blood pressure. Lineage: Eukaryota; Metazoa; Chordata; Mammalia; Rodentia; Spalacidae. Gene Ontology annotation, molecular function: hormone activity. The record is from RefSeq and is a predicted model, not a curated record. The transcript is spliced from 5 exons.
AUGAGGAAGACCUUAACCGCUCUUUGUUUUGGACCCCUGACUUUGUUUUCUGUAAUGAUGCUUUUAGAAUCAGUUCAUGGACGACCUUAUCUGAUCCCAGAGAAUGAAUUUUUCCCAGACAAAGAAGUUAAAAAUCGUGAGGAACUACUGAUGAUGCUACUGAAUAAAACCUUUGAUUUUCAAAGUCCUCCCAACAUUGGUGUAGAACUGGUUCACAAAUGGCAAGAACUUAACCAGCUGGAGAAGCUGAAAGAACAGCAUAUGAGGGCAAAGAAUGCCGAACUGUCAUUUCUUGGAAAUGAUGUAUCCUCUUCCCACCCUAAAAAACGAGCUUGCUUUUGGAAGUACUGUGUCUAAAGCUUUUUCACUGGAUACAGAAAAGAAAUAAAAACCAAAAG